This is a messenger RNA of Anguilla rostrata (American eel), 2135 nucleotides long. RefSeq names its product RALY heterogeneous nuclear ribonucleoprotein (gene raly). The transcript is spliced from 10 exons. The record is from RefSeq and is a predicted model, not a curated record. Gene Ontology annotation, cellular component: nucleus. Gene Ontology annotation, molecular function: RNA binding. Lineage: Eukaryota; Metazoa; Chordata; Actinopteri; Anguilliformes; Anguillidae. Bases 435 to 1280 code for a protein of 281 amino acids.
UUGACAUUUUCCAAGAUUGUUUUAUUGCCAUUCCUAUCAAUCAACUUCUCUCAUUCAUGUGUGACUUUGCAAACGUUUGGGUUCCGACUGGAUGACCGCGGGCACCCGUACGUUAAUAUGAUUCAUUAAAUCCCUCAGUGGUUCCCCCCGUUGUGAGCGAAUGGUUUGCUCCAUGAUGAUAGUCGUUGAGUGCUGAGCAGGCUUCCCGGUUCAGUCUGCGUCGCUGCCCUCUGGCUUGUCUGCUUUCUUGCUCGGUCGAUCUCUUUGCGCCCUUUCCCAUUUUUGCUCUCCCUGUCUCUCUCUGUCUCUGAAAUUUUGCUUGGAGCCAUUUUGUAGUCCAGAGUGGGAGCAUCAGGACCGAGCAGCAGUGAUCACUCCAGCGUGUCCACCUGGCUGAGAUUAGACAGAUAUUUCUGGAAGACAACGAGGAGAAAAUGUCUCUUAAGGUUCAGACCAGCAACGUCACCAACAAGAACGAUCCCAAAUCCAUCAACUCGCGCGUGUUCAUCGGGAACCUCAACACGGCGGUGGUGAAGAAGAGCGACGUGGAGACCAUCUUUUCCAAAUACGGCCGCGUGCUGGGAUGCUCCGUACACAAGGGCUACGCCUUCGUCCAGUACGCCAGCGAGAGACACGCCCGCGGCGCCGUCAUCGGAGAGAACGGGCGCGUUCUGGCGGGACAGACGCUAGAUAUAAAUAUGGCGGGUGAACCGAAGCCAAACAGACCAAAGGGACUAAAGAGAUCUGCAGCUGCCCUGUAUAGUGGUUAUGAAUUUGACUAUGACUACUACAGAGAGGAUUUCUAUGACAGGCUGUUUGAGUAUCGAGGGAGAGUGUCUCCAGUUCCGCGGGUCCUCCCAGGAAAGCGCCCCCGUGUGGCCAUGCCCCUGGUGCGCAGGGUGAAGUCGCUGCCAGUCAAACUGCUGUCACGGUCCUCUGUCACGCCCAACUGCCCCGCCAAACAGAAAUCAAUGAGGACGAAUGAGCUGCAGGCCAUCAAGUCAGAGCUGACUCAGAUCAAAUCCAACAUUGAUGCCCUCCUGGGCCGGCUGGAGCAGAUCAGUGAGGGAAACCUCAGCGCCACAGAGCUGCGGAAGUCCGAGGAGAGGAACUGUGAGGUCUCUCAGGACGAAUCCGGAUCGGACACGGAGGACCUAGCGGGCGAGGCACAGCAGAGCGAGGCAGAGGAUGGAGAGGAAGAGGACGAGGGCGUGCAGGAUGAGUGCGAAGAGGACAUGGAAAAUAGCCACCUGUCAGAAAUGGAGUCCAUUCUUCAAUAAAAGGCAACGGGGAGCUGGGGAGGAGCUGUCUGCUGGAAUCCGUUAGCGCGCCGCGGGCAUGGCGGAGGGAGGAGCUGCAGCAGUGGGGGAGCCGUCAGGCCUGGGGUUCAGCCUUCAGUCAGACAGACAGACAGACAGACAGACAGCUGGGAGGAGCCAGCCCGGGGAAGCAGACGAUGUCACCGGUCCUCCCAAUCACUGACUGACACUCACAGGUUAAAUACCCAGGGCCCCAUCGGAUAAACAAAUGCACAACAUCGUGUGAACAAUUCAGCGGCUCGUGGGGUCCAAAUAAAGAAAAAAAGAAAAGAAAAAAAAGUCAAAAAGAACAUUUCAAAGUUUGUAAAAAUCUGUUAAAAGGACUGAUAUUUUGUAUGCUACCAAACCUUCUCUUAAGCACCCCCUUGACUCUCUGUCUCCCCCUCUACUCUGUCAUGUCUUUUGCGGUAUGUUCCUGUUGGUUUAUUUAUAUAUUCCGAUCUUACGUAUACACAGAUGUUAUUUUUAAUUACUCGUGCAUAGUUCUCUGCUUGCACUUUCAAGACUGCGGGAGAUCUCUACGACUGUAAAUACACAAAGUGAACUUGUGGCCUGUCUCUGUAUGACUGGGAGAUGUAAAGAAUUACCAAUCAUUACAUUCUCAUUUGUGUCAUCGCCUCAGUAAUCUAGCCCUGGAUCAAGUCCUCCCACAUGGAUUUAAGUUUUUUUUUAAGUAGGCAGCAUCCACGAUCGCUUCUUUCUAAUAUUUUUUUUAUUAGUUAAUUUGUUCUAUUAAUUUGUUUUACAGAUCACCAAAUCUCUUUGUGUUGUGUUAAAUGAAAGCCAGAUUUUUUAAUAAACCCGGUCAUUAUUCAG